Molecule: messenger RNA, 3146 nt
Organism: Monodelphis domestica (gray short-tailed opossum)
Lineage: Eukaryota; Metazoa; Chordata; Mammalia; Didelphimorphia; Didelphidae
Gene: CENPH
Product: centromere protein H
Biological process (GO): mitotic spindle organization; chromosome segregation; kinetochore assembly
Cellular component (GO): nucleus; kinetochore
Molecular function (GO): kinetochore binding
Source: RefSeq, a predicted model, not a curated record
AUCCCCUGCCUCCUGACCCGUGACCCCGUAAAUUUCAAACGCAGCAAAACGCGGGAAUCUUAGUGACUCCCUCCCGGUAGUCCCGGGUCCCGGUAUGGAAGCGCGGUAUGCCAGAACCCGGCAGGCCACGCGCCGCUCCAACAGAGCCAGGGUCGGAAAUGCACAAGAGGAAGUCGAAGAGGUAUGGAGUUCUGUGCGGCGGCGUGCCAGGAGCACCCCAGGCAGGAAUGUAUCCAAAGAAGAGGAGGAGGCACGGAACGCGCUGUCUCGCUCCUGUCCCAGACCCAAGCGUGUCCUGCGCAGCUUGAGUGUGAACGCUCGUGGGGAGGAGAAGGAAGAGGUAGAGAAAGAGGAGGCGGCGGCGGUGGCGGGACUAGGUGCCACGCCCAGCCUAGUUCGGUACAGCCGGGGAGUGGAGGAAGAGAAAGCACGGAAUAUCAGGCUUCUGCGCAGCUCUAAGAAACUUAUGGAGUACGAAGAAGUUGGGGCGCCGGGCACCCAGUUUCAGCGCCUCACGCGCAGCUCUACCAAGUCCACCGGGGAGGAGGAGAAAGAACCGUGGAGCACCCAGUUCCGACGCGCCCCUGGCAGUGUCCGCCGGAAUGCGGGAGGAGACGAGGAUAAUGUGAGGAGCUCUGUGUCCCAGAGGGCCAAGUCCUACGCCCUCGGCCAGAAGGAUCGGGAGGAGAAAGAGGUGGAGGUAAGGAGGUCUCUGCGCCCCAAGCGCAGCACUGGUGGGGAUUUAAAGUGGCGAAAAGAAGAGGAGGAGAUGCAGAGUACCAGGUCCCUGCGUUUCAGGCGCAACACGACCGGAGGCGCGAAAGCUGUGAGCGCGGAAGGCAUCACCGGUAAGAACGUACAGGAGGCGCUAGCGCUGGCGCCCAGCACUGGGUCCCGGCCUGCCAAGAGCAGCACUAGCGGGGAUGUGAAAGCGCGGGAGAAAGAGAAGCACGGAUUGAGCACCCCGUUCCUGAAGCAGGUGUCUGCCAGAGUCCAGAAAGUGGUUGGAGGAGAGGAUGAGGCUGUGCUACACUAUGAGACCCUGGAGGCUAUUUCCCGCGCACGUGCAGGAGACGAAGUAUCUUCUGGCACGCCCCACUACUCUGAGGAGGAGUCGGUACUCCAGCCUCCGGAGCCCAACCGGGACCAGGACUGUGGAAACAAUGCGCUGGCCGCUUUGGCACAAUGCGCCGUGCCCAGUAGGAGCGGAGAGGUGACUCCUCCAACUGCUUCCCAUUGGAGAGAGAUUGGAAAAGAGAGAACACAGGAAGAUGAAGACUUGGACUUGAUCGGGCCGCUGCUCAGAAUAAAGGAUCAGAUUAAACAACAGUUAUUGGAAUAUAAAGCAAAAAUUGAAGCAAGUAAAGAGCGUCUUCCAGAAGAAUCCACAGAAGAAGGCUUACUUCAAAUGACUGAAGAUCUAGAAAAAAAGUUGGAAGGGGUGAAGAUCAAUGUUGAAAUGAAAACUCUAGCUUUAAAAAGGGUCCAGAUGGCAAAUGCCCUUCAGAAAAAACUGGAAUCAAAGGACAGUGAAUCUCAAUUCCUCCUGGCAAUUUUGAAGAAAAUUUUAACUCUCAAUAGUUCAAUACUGAAAGCCCAGCAGGAAACUCAUGACCUGGAGGAGAAACUGCUUGAAGUUAAGAAGAAGAGAUUACGGCUUAAACAAGCUGGAGAGGAAAAGCUACUAGAAAUACAGGCUGAGGAUAAAAAGAAAAAAGAAAAAUUAGAACUCUUGGAAGAUAGUGCCCUGUUAAGUAAACUGAAGAAAAACCUGCAAAGGGAAAUAGAAUCAACUACCGUUAUUCAAAAUGUUUUUCAGCACAUCAUUAUAGCAACGAAGAUCGACUGGGCAUCGGAUCCAGACUUAAAGGUCCUUGUUUUACAGCUUGAGAACAAUUUAAGUUUGGUUUGAACAAUUCUUGUUUACACGCAAUUAAAUAAGCAAAUUUCAAAAGAAAUUCCAUAUUUUUGGAUCUGUUUGAAUAAUUCAGACUGUUUAAUACAUUUAUUUCAGUAACACUAACUUCAGAGUCAUUCUGUAUCAAUUGUUAAAACUACAUUAUGUCAUAGAAUUUGGAAUAUUUGAGUUAGAAAGGCUCCUAGGGGUCACUUCCAACUUUCCACCUAAUAUGGGAAUCUUUUCUUAAAAUCUACCACAGAUGGUAAUCUAAUGAUUAUUUAAACUCUUUCUAGCAACUAAGCACUCACUACCUCAUUAGAUAACCUAUCCCAUAUCUAAAUAACCCAGAUUGUUACUUCUGAAUAUAUUUUUUAUUAUUAGUAUUCUAAAAAACAGUGGUUAUAUCCCACUUUAAAAGCACUGUAUUUAUUCAAAUACUGAUCUUUUUAUGGUAUUUCAAAUUUCAAUCGUUAUAAAUUAUUACCUUUUAAUUUAUAUUUUUAUAUCAUAUUUUUGAAUUCUAUGUAAAAACAUUUUUAACAUUCAUUUUAUUUUAUUUUUACAUUUUCAUUUUUAUUUAGUCAAUUUAGAACCUUAUUCCUUGGUUACAAGAAUCAUAUUAUUUCCCUCCCUCCUCUCCUCCUUCCACCGCUUCCCGUAGCCGACAUGCAAUUCCUCUGGGUUUUACAUGUGUCCUUGAUCAGAACCUGUUUCCAUGUAGUUGAUGUUUGCACUAGGAUGAUCUUAACAUUCAUUUUAAAAAAUCAUGAGUUCCACAUUUUCUCCUUCCCUCUCUUGCCUGAGAUGGUAAGCAUUUUGAAAAGGUUAUUAUAGAUGUGUGAUCCUAUAAAACAUUUCCAUAGUAACCAUGAUGUGGAAGAGAAUACUGACUGAAAAAAAAGACCACGAAGAAAAUCAAGUGAAAAAUAGUAUAUUUUAAUCUGCAUUCGGACUCCAUCAGUUCUUUUUCUGGAGGUGCAAUAACCUUUUUCAUCAUGAGUGAUUUCUGUAUUGCUAAAAACAGCCAAGUCCUUCACAGUUGAUACAUUAAUAUUUUUAGAACAAUGUAUUUUUUUGGUAAUUAAAUUAGCUAAAUUAGUGCAGUUGGCUCUCCCAGGGGUCAGUGUCCAGAGCAUCCAGAAUUCAAUCCUCAGACUCUGUGCGGGUAUUAGUUUGCAGCUCUGUGUGAAGGCCUACUAUUACACUGCACCCCUUUUCCUUGAUUAAAGAAUGAUUUUUUUUCUGA